This is a messenger RNA of Glycine soja, 1566 nucleotides long. RefSeq names its product flowering-promoting factor 1-like. The transcript has 2 exons. Lineage: Eukaryota; Viridiplantae; Streptophyta; Magnoliopsida; Fabales; Fabaceae. Gene Ontology annotation, biological process: vegetative to reproductive phase transition of meristem; regulation of flower development. The record is from RefSeq and is a predicted model, not a curated record. Bases 84 to 446 code for a protein of 120 amino acids.
UUUGCUGGACAACAAAAUAGAUCCCCCUUUUGUUUUCUCUUUCAGAAAACUGGAUCCAAGUUAAAAGAAGGUCAAUAAAAAAAAUGUCUGGAGUUUGGGUAUUCAAGAAAGAUGGGUUUCGUUUAAUGGAAAAGCGCAAAGCGGAGGGGAUAGCAUGCAGUAGUUUAAAGAAGAAGGUGUUGGUUCACUUGGCAAGUGGUGAAGUGGUGUCUUCCUACAGUUCGCUGGAGCAAAUAUUGAGUAAUUUAGGGUGGGAGAGGUAUUAUGGAAGAGACCCUCAAUUGUACCAAUUCCACAAGCGUUCUUCCACUGACCUAAUUUCCCUUCCAAAGAACUUCUCCAAGUUCACCUCUGUCUAUAUGUACGACAUAGUCAUCAAGAACCCCAAUGUCUUCCACGUGCGGGAUAUGGAGAUUUGUUUUGUAAGUAUUUUGUCAUCACUGUAAGCGAAUCCAUUCCACGUGGCAUCGUGGCAUGCAUUUUGCCAACUCAAGUGGCAAAAUAGUCGAGGCUGCAAAAUAGGUGCAACUUUUUUCAGGUGUUGUCAAUAGGGGCUAUGAAUCCAUUCCACGUGGGCAUGCAUUUCGCCAACUCCAGUGACAAAACAGGCUACAGGAGAAUCAACAUGGCAUUUCGCCAUUGAUGUUGGCCAAAACAAGGAUGGGUUUGGCGCGACACACGGGGCAAGUGGUGUGGGAAGGUAGCCACUCGUCUAUGCACUCGGGGUGGAACACGAGGUCGCACUUGGGGAUUAAACGCAGCGUUUCGGUGUCCUCGAACUCGUUCAAGCACACCGCACACUCCAGCGUCCCCUUUCCUAGCUUUUCACAUUCAUCGCCAUCGAGUACUCCAGCGUCAGGAACGUGUCGAUCACCGCCUGGUCGAAACUCGCGUGAGCUGCGUCGCGACCUACCAAAGGUGUCAGGGAGGUUGUGGAUGCUGGCGGAGGGGGAGCCGAAGUAGUGGCGGAUGUGGAUGGAGAAGCCCAUUAGAAACAACGCGACGAUAAUUAUUUGAUAUUUCAUGGAUGGUGGUGGAAGACAUUGGGAUUUGGGAUUGAGAAAUGAGAAACAACGUAAACUGCAUGCUUUCCCUCCCACCAGCUCACGUGAAAGUUGUCCCGCUUGGUCACAUGCUGGUUUCGCCAAUGUCAAUGGCGAAAUGCCAUGCUGGUUUCGCAGCCCCUAUUGGCGAAAUGUCAUGCUCCAUGCCACGUGGACAACAACCUGAAAAAGCUGAAAGCAUGCGAAUCCACGUGAAGUCUCUGUUUCGCAGCCUCGACUAGCGAAAUGCCAUGCUACCUGUUUCGCCAACUCAAGUGGCGAAAUGCAUGUAAAUGUAAUGCCGCGUGGAAUGGAUUCGCUUACAGUGAUGGCGAAAUGCUUACAAAACAACCCACCCCCCCCCCCCACACCCAAAUAUGUUUGAAAAGAAAUCCUUAUUGAAAAAUAGUUUGUAAAUCAAACCCACUUUGGUCAAUUAGCCUCAAUUGGGCCAAAAAUACGAUUUUCUGAACCUAUUGGGUGGUUGAUCAACAUGUAUAAUUUUAUCUCGAAUAUAAAAAAU